Molecule: messenger RNA, 1248 nt
Organism: Lineus longissimus
Lineage: Eukaryota; Metazoa; Nemertea; Pilidiophora; Heteronemertea; Lineidae
Exons: 2
Coding region: 1-1248 (415 amino acids)
Source: RefSeq, a predicted model, not a curated record
AUGGUUACCAAGGCAGUUCGAAAUCUACUUGGAAUUAGAGGAACACCUGAAACCAUAUCUGUGAAUACAGUUAUCGCUGAAGGCAUGAACCAGGAUGUCGUCAUCUCUCGAUGCUUGCUGACUCCAGUUGGAAGGGCGGAGCCUCAGAUACUGGUGGAAAGGGCACACUUUGUGGAGAGUCUUAACAUCAGUCAACGUUAUAAGCCUGACUCACUCAACCUGUCUGACUGGGAUCAUCUACGGGACUUAGAUUUAGCAGCUGAAGUUGAGGAACAAUCGGUGUCAGUAUUGAUCGAAGAGUCUACUAGCGGGGACAAUACUUUGACUGAUGAGAAGUAUCAGUCCUUGGAGAAUGCAGUUAAACGUCUUUGGGAGGAAGAGAAGUAUGGUUUCACCUGCAAUGGUGAGAAAGCAAUAUCGGUGGAGGACAAAAGGGGGCUCAAGAUAUUAGAAGACACAACUAAGAUAGUUGAUGGGCACUACCAGACAGGAUUGUUAUGGCGUAAGGAGGAUCCUGUAUUGCCGAACAACAGAGCUGCUGCCGAGAAAAGGCUGAAGUCACUCCAGAGAAAGUUUAGACAGAAGCCAGAGUUUGCUGACAAGUAUCGCCAAGCCAUGGAUGACAAUAUCAGCAAAGGGUAUGCAGUCAUGCUGACAGAAGAAGAAGCUGCCACCAGUAAACAGAAGACAUGGUAUUUGCCACACCAUGGUGUGGAAAGCCAAAAUAAACCUGGUAGAGUCAGGGUGCUGUUUGACGCGGCGUCGUCGUUUGGAGGGACUUCGUUGAACCAGGAAUUAUUGCAAGGGCCAGAUAUUAAUAAUAGUCUUGUUGGUGUCUUGGCUAGAUUCCGGGAGAACCCCAUUGCCAUAGUCGCGGACAUCGAAGCGAUGUUUAUGCAAUUCAAGGUGCCUGCAGACGACGCUGAUGCCUUACGAUUCCUGUGGUCACCAGAUUUCGAAGCUCAACCAAAGACAUAUCGCAUGACACGCCAUAUCUUUGGGGCGACGGAUAGCCCCAGCAUAUGUACGUAUGGACUAAAAAGAUGUGCAUUGGAUAAUGAAGCUGAUUUCGAUCCAAUGGUUGAAGCCACAGUGCUCCGUAGUUUCUACAUGGAUGAGUUGUAUAAGUCUACAGCAGCGUCAAUAGCAAUAAGGCUAGCACUCCAGCUAAUCGAAAUGUUAGAUAAGGCUCUUCUGACAUUGACAGUUUGUUUCAAACUCGUGGGAAGUUUUGAAGGCGAUACCUGA